UCGGGAUGCUCGGAGCUGAGGGACCGCCGUCCCGGUCCCAGCGCGGUCCUAGCGGAGGACGCUCCUAAGGGAGGCAGGAGGCAGGGCACCACGCUUGCCGCCCUUUCUCUCCCUUCUAGGGUCAAAAAGGCUUGUGUCCACGCCUGUGUCAGGAUGAAGAACUAUAAAGCAAUUGGCAAGAUAGGAGAGGGGACAUUUUCUGAAGUCCUGAAGAUGCAGAGCCUUCGGGACGGGGACUUCUAUGCGUGUAAACAGAUGAAGCAGCGCUUCGACAGUGUCGAGCAGGUCAACAGCCUGCUCGAGAUCCAAGCCCUGCGGCGCCUGAACCCGCACCCGAACAUCCUCUCGCUGCACGAGGUGAUCUUUGACAGGAAGUCCGGUUCUCUUGCACUAAUAUGUGAGCUUAUGGACAUGAAUAUUUAUGAGCUCAUCCGAGGGAGAAGGCGCCCACUCUCGGAGAGGAAGGUCAUGCGCUACAUGCGCCAGCGGUGCAAGUCCCUGGACCACAUGCACAGGUGCGGCAGCGCCGGAGCGCGGCGAGCGCGCCGCAGAGCGUGGCCUGGCGGCUUCUCUCCCUUCGUACCCCACAGAAACGGGAUAUUCCACAGAGAUGUGAAGCCAGAAAACAUACUCAUAAAGCAGGACAUCCUGAAGCUCGGGGACUUCGGGUCGUGCCACAGUGUCUACUCCAGGCCACCAUACACUGAGUACAUCUCCACCCGCUGGUACCGGGCCCCCGAGUGCCUGCUCACUGACGGCUUCUACACCUCCAAGAUGGACCUGUGGAGCGCGGGCUGUGUCUUCUACGAGAUCGCCAGCCUGCAGCCCCUCUUCCCUGGGGCAAAUGAACUGGACCAGAUCUCAAAAAUCCAUGACGUCAUUGGCACGCCUGCUCCGAAGACCCUUAACAAGUUCAAGCAGUCAGGAGCUAUGAGUUUUGAUUUUCCUUUUAAAAAGGGGUCAGGAAUUCCUCUCCCUACAGCCAGUUUAUCCCCGAAGUGUCUCUCUUUCCUGCACGCACUGGUGGCCUACGACCCAGAUGAGCGCAUCGCUGCGCACCAGGCCCUGCAGCACCCCUACUUCCAGGAGCACAGGGUGGCUGAGAAGCAGGCCUGGGCCAGCCGCAGGCAUGUGGCCUUCCCAGAGCACCCGGAGCCACUGGGGUACAAGUGGCAGAUCCCGGAGGGCAGCCAGCAGGUAGACCUGAGACCCGUGGACCUGUGGCCUGGGUCUGGAGACACUGGUGGGGAGGCUGUGGUGCAGCAGGAGGUCAGGUCUGCCUCUGAGGCCAGGCACUGUGCCACUUAGCGUCUCCACCCCGGCUUAGAGCAUGGGGAACCAAGUGGGCAUCCACAACCUGCAUCCUGUGGGGCCAGCCCAGGAGGGGGCCCUGCCACAAGUCUGUGUGCCUGGCCCGGUGGUCACAUGCAGGUCCUCUCUGUGUCCAAGUCCUCUGCGGACAUAUCCAGCAUUGCCCUUGGAUGGCUCCGGCAGGGGCUCCGUGAGAACCCCAGCUGGAGCUCUCUGCCUGUUUCCUUGCCCACCCCCAGCUGUGAGCACCAACUCGGGAGGGCAUCACUUUGUCACCUGCUGUUCAGAAGGGAGACAUUCACUUGGCGCUUGGCCUUGUGUGCUUUGCUGUGUUGGGUUGGCCCUGAGCCCCUAUGGAAAAGUCCCUCCAGUGCUCUUUGUGGCUCCCAAGGGACCCAUGGGCUGCAGACCCCCAGUGGUACCCUUGCCAAUCUGCUUGUCCCCUCCUGCCCUGGUGGCCUUCUUCCCAGAGCCAGCCUCAGACUCUAGGCAUAGGCCCUCCCUGGGGUGGCUCAGUCCUGUUGGAGCUCCCUGGUGGGCUGUGGCAUCUCCUGUGGUGUGGCUGUGCCCAGUAGCCAGCCCUGGGGGUAGACUGCCAUCAGAGUUCACAAACCUUUCGUGGACUGUGAAACUUGAGCUGUUCCGUAGCAGGCAGGAUGGGCUUGGGGGACCUCAGCACAGAGUAGGGGAACCUGUAGAGAGAACACAAGGGAACCCAAGCCUGUUCUGCUGGA
This is a messenger RNA of Octodon degus (degu), 2045 nucleotides long. It is a transcript of the gene Mok, whose product is annotated as MOK protein kinase. Gene Ontology annotation, molecular function: protein serine/threonine kinase activity; ATP binding. Gene Ontology annotation, biological process: intracellular signal transduction; protein phosphorylation. Gene Ontology annotation, cellular component: cytoplasm; nucleus. The record is from RefSeq and is a predicted model, not a curated record. The coding region runs from base 154 to 1308 and encodes 384 amino acids. The transcript is spliced from 9 exons. NCBI's taxonomy places the organism in Eukaryota, Metazoa, Chordata, Mammalia, Rodentia, Octodontidae.